Bicyclus anynana (squinting bush brown) is the source of this 12940-nucleotide messenger RNA. RefSeq names its product protein transport protein Sec24A (gene Sec24AB). Gene Ontology annotation, cellular component: endoplasmic reticulum exit site; COPII vesicle coat. The record is from RefSeq and is a predicted model, not a curated record. Bases 181 to 3993 code for a protein of 1270 amino acids. Gene Ontology annotation, molecular function: zinc ion binding; SNARE binding. Gene Ontology annotation, biological process: endoplasmic reticulum to Golgi vesicle-mediated transport; COPII-coated vesicle cargo loading; intracellular protein transport. The transcript has 16 exons. Lineage: Eukaryota; Metazoa; Arthropoda; Insecta; Lepidoptera; Nymphalidae.
GCCAGUAGAGGGCGCUUGUAAUCGCUCGGCCACGUAAGUCAGGGUCGUUUUUCCUUCACAGUUUUAAUUUAUCACGUUACUUUUGGCCUCUGUGUUAAUAUGUGAGAAUGGUUUAACAACGCAAACGCGUGUGCAAAGUUUUCCAAGUUCAAAAGUCGCCGUUCGAGCGAUUGACAAGCAAUGUCUCAUCCACCAAACACGUACAAUAAUGUUCCCGGCCAACAAAACACGAAUCCUGGAGUUUUCCAACAGUUUAACCAGAUUCCGUUGAGCCAGUUACCAGGGGGCGUCAAUCAGGAUGGAAAUUCAAACAAACAAGGCUCAGUGACAGGAUUUAACAGUCAAAAUCAUUUGAAUCAAAGUGCAAGCAAUUCCCCAGCGUUCAACCAACCUGGAGUGAUGCCUCCCACAAGUUCACCAAUGAGACCGCUUAAACCUAUUAGUAAUCAACCUCCUAUGCAAAACGUCCAGAACAUUCCAUUGAAUAAUCCCAGUGUGCAUUCUAAGCCUAAUACUGUCCCAUCGUCAUCACCAUACCCAACCAACACUCAGCAUCAGAUAAACAACAAUGCACCCCCUUUAGUUCCCUCUAGUCAGUUUAGUCAGCCUAUUACAAAUGGUCCAAUGUCGGGGCCUAAUCAAAGACCAAUAAACCAGUAUCCUCCAUCAUCCAGCUUUAGCCCACCUCCACUAACAAACCAAUCAACAAAUAGCCAUUCACCAGUAAAUCCUGCACUUGCUAAUCAGAGGCCGCCAACUUCUGUGCCUUCUGGUUUAAUAAACCAACCAAAUACUCCAUACAGUGGACCUUUGAAUGGUCCUAGAAAUAGUCCACUAACACUUGGUUCUUCAUCCCUUCCUCCUUCAAGUAUACCUAACUAUGCACCAACUAUAGGUCCUCCAAGAGGCAGCUUAGUGAAUGGCCCAAGUCUACCACCAAUGUCUGCACCAAUGGUUAGCCAAACAGCCCCUCAAGGUUUACCAUCUGGGCCUUUGCGAAGUCAACCUGGCCUAAAGAGUGGACCACCACAACUUCAAAACCAGUACAAUAAUGGUCCUUCUGUACCAAAUAUGCCACCAAUGCAAAGUGGUCUCCCAUCAAUGCCUCCAAUGAGUCAACCAGGAUUACAAAGUGCACCUCUAUUGCCACCAAUGAGUUAUCCAGGAUUACAAAGUGCUCAAAUGCCACCUAUGAGUCAACCAGGAUUACAAAAUGCUCCUCAAAUGCCACCAAUGAGUCAACCAGGUUUACAAACUGCACCAGUAAUGCCCCCAAUGAGUCAGCCAGGAUUACAAAGUGCUCCUCGAAUGCCACCAAUGAGUCAUCCUGGAUUACAAAAUGCUCCUCGAAUGCCACCAAUGAGUCAACCAGGCUUACAAAGUGCCCCAGUAAUGCCCCCAAUGAGUCAAGCAGGACUACAAAGUGCUCCUCGAAUGCCACCAAUGAGUCAAUCAGGUUAUCAAAGUGCACCAGUAAUGCCCCCAGGGCUACCAGGUGCUCCUCCAAUGCCACCAAUGAGUCAACCAGGGUUACAAGCAGGGGGCCCCCCAGCUCCCCAACCGAUGCCUGGCCCAGCGAGUGGUCCUCCAACAAAUAUGCAAAACAGAUACCCUCAAAUGCAGUACUCUACUCCGCAACAGAACCAAUUGCAGCAAAACAUUUCAAAGCAGUUCCCUACACACAACAUGUAUGGUGUGACGCAGCAAAUGGGACAGUUAAGUGUCACCAAACAAGGAUUUGAUCAGCUGUGGGGUCAUCAAAUGGUUGACCUGCUACGAUGUAAGCAUAUACUGCCUGAAUAUCCUGAAGAUCCGCCAGAAAUAAGGCUUGGCCACCAAUUUGCAGAAUCACCAAAUUGCAGUCCAGAAAUUUUCAGAUGUACAAUAAACAGGAUCCCUGAGACCAACUCAUUGCUGCAGAAGUCUAGAUUACCUUUAGGUAUUCUGAUACAUCCAUUUAAAGACUUAAAUCAUUUGCCCGUCAUCCAGUGCACAUCCAUAGUGAGGUGCCGCGCGUGUCGCACCUACAUCAACCCCUUCGUGUACUUCGUCGACGCCAAGCGGUGGAAAUGUAACCUUUGCUACAGAGUCAACGAUUUGCCAGAAGAGUUUCAAUACGACCCGGUGAGCAAGUCGUACGGCGACCCGUCUCGCCGGCCGGAGAUCAAGUCUGCCACCAUCGAGUUCAUAGCGCCCAGCGAGUACAUGCUGCGCCCGCCGCAGCCCGCCGUCUACCUCUUCCUGCUGGACGUCUCGCAGAUCGCCAGGGAGUCGGGCUACUUGCAGGUGGUGUGCGAUACACUGAAGAGUCACCUGGAGCAGUUGCCGGGCGACGCGCGCACGCAGAUCGGCUUCCUGUGCUUCGACGCGCACAUACACUACUAUCUGAUGAGCGAGGAGCUCACCCGGCCCAAGGAGAUGACCGUGCUGGACAUUGAUGACAUUUUCCUCCCGUCCCCGGAGUCGUUGCUGGUGAACCUGGGCGAGCACAUGGAGCUCAUCAAGGAGCUGCUGACCAUCCUGCCGCAGCGCUACUCGGCACCCGGCGUGCCCGCCUCCGCGCUGGGGGCCGCGCUGCAGGCCGCGUACAAACUUAUGGCACCGACGGGUGGUCGUAUAACAGUCUUCCAAACAUGUUUGCCAAAUAUUGGUCCCGGGGCAUUGCAGUCCAGAGAGGACCCCAACGCCCGCUCGUCCAAAGACGUGGCGCACCUCAACCCGGCCACGGACUUCUACAAGCGGCUCGCGCUCGACUGCAGCGGCGCGCAAGUGGCCGUCGACUUGUUCCUGCUCAGCUCCCAGUACUGUGACCUCGCGACGCUCAGUGGUAUGAGCAAGUUCAGCGCAGGCACCGUGCACCACAUCCCGCUGUUCCGCGCGCAACGCUCCUGGCAGGCGGAGCAGCUCACGCGCAUGUUCACGCGCUACCUCACGCGCAAGAUCGGCUUCGAGGCGGUGCUGAGGGUGCGCUGUACCAGGGGUGUGGCGGUCCACACGUUCCACGGCAACUUCUUCGUGCGCUCCACGGACCUGUUGUCUCUGCCCAACGUGUCGCCUGACGCCGGCUUCGCCAUGCAACUGACCAUAGAGGAGUCCCUGGCGGACUUGCAGCAGGUGUGCUUCCAGGCGGCGCUACUUUACACAAGCAGUAAAGGCGAAAGAAGGAUACGAGUCCACACAUUAGCGCUGCCCACUGCCAACACCCUACCCGACGUCCUACACUCUGCCGACCAGCAGUGCAUCAUUGGAUUGCUUAGUAAAAUGGCUGUGGACCGUUGUGCGACGGCGUCAAUGUCGGAAGCCAAAGAGGCGCUCAUCAACGCAGCGGUGGACGUGCUGUCCGCGCACCGCCUGGCGCAGAACUUGCCCGCCGGCGCCGUCAGCGCUGCGCUGCACGCGCCCAUGUCGCUCCGGCUGCUGCCUCUCUACAUACUGGCUCUGUUGAAGCGGAAAGCUCUGCGCACGGGCACGUCGACGCGGCUGGACGAGCGCGUGGCGGACAUGUGCUUCAUGAAGAGUGCGCCGCUGUGUGCCGUGCUGCGCGCCGUGUACCCCGACCUGUACCCGCUGCACACGCUGAGGGAGCACCACAGAGACGAGCUAGACGCGCCCGACCCGCCGCGCCUGCAGCUCACGGCCGAACGAAUCAACAUGACGGGAGCGUACCUGCUGGACGACGGCGAGAGCAUGAUCAUGUACGUGUGCCACGGGGUCAGCCCCGCCUUCCUGUCGGAGACGUUCGGCGUUGCGUCCUUCAGCCAGCUGCCGGACGAGGCGCGCUCGCUGCCGCACGUGGAGACGGAGGGCAACGAGAUGGUGCACGCGUUCAUUGACAAGCUGAACGAGGACAGACCCCACCCGGCCAGCUUGCUGAUACUGAGGGACAACUCGGCGUCGCGGCAGCUAUUCACGGAGCGACUGAUCGAGGACCGCGUGGAGUCCGCGCUGUCGUACUACGAGUUCCUGCAGCACGUCAAGACUCAGGUCAAAUGAGGGCGGAGCGCGUCACGCGCGACUCUGCGGCACGGACUGUGACACUGCCCUAACUUGUUAAGGUCAUAUGCCUUUUAGAUUUCGGUUACGCUCCGUGCUUGAUACUAUAUCCUGUUAUUUAUCUUUUAUUUAUUAUGUAAUACUUCGCCGGUGUUACCCGUUUUUUCGGGACAAAGAGUAGCCUAUGUGUUAAUCCAGGGUAUUAUAUAUACUCAGAGGCACAAUUAUCCGCCCACUUUUAUAUGACGCGAGUAUAUUAAGGUGGGCGGAUAAUUGUGCCUCUGAGUAAAUUUUCAUUUUAAAUUUCAUCCAAAUCGGUAUAUUAGUUGCGACGUUAAAGAAUAACCAAACAUGCAUACAAACUUUCGCGUUUAUAAUAUUAGUAGUUAACCUACUAAUAUUAUAAACGCGCCCUCGGGUACAGUGUGUGUGUGUGUUUUUUUAAUUCUCUGUAUUGUAAGAACAUUCUACAAAGUAUUAGAAAACAUAAAAAAAACAAAUGAAUAAGGUUAAAGUCCAGCCGCUCAGAGAUUGCGUUUGUGACUGGUUGUGAUUGAAUAGGCGAUGUAUUAUGAGAGAGAGACACGAAAAAACGAGGCAGUUGUAAUUGAAUAUGUCCCAUUCGCACAACCUGUCAUAAACGCAAUCUCUGAGCGACCAGACUUUAAAUAGUUUGUUAAUGGUUCCUUAGUUACACGACCAAGGAAAAUAGGGAUUAAUUUUUUUUAUAUUAUUUUGUAAACGAACAAUACUCGUAUACUUCAGUGAGUUGGAGCUUAGGCCCACCAAGCUGCUACAAUGCGGGUUGGUUACUGAUAUUGAUAAACGUAUCUGUAAACAGCCUUAUAUCUUUUUCAAUACUGUGGAAAAUCCACGUUAGUAUAAGAAUUAAAAUUUUAUAUGAGUUUCGCUAUUGAAUAGAAAUAGGCGUUACUUUAAGAAAGUUCAUUAUGUCAAAUGAAAUAAAAUGUGAUACCAAUAAACCACUUAAAAGCAAUAAAUUAAUAAAGAAAUAUAAACAUGACUAAAACAAUUAUUAUUGACAAACCAUGGCCGACUAGUCUGUAGCCCAUACUUUUAUUUAUUUAUUAGCCGUGUCUAUAUUUCAUUAUUAUAUAUAACAUUCUAAAAUAGUUAUAUAGCUUAAAUAAUAAAAAUAAUAAUAAUAUAAGGCGAUAGUAUAAGGUACGGAGUUUAUUAUGAGAUAAAAUAGAACACAGUUGUGUAGAUAGAAAGACUCGAAUGAAAUAAUGUAUCUUGUAUUUAGAUAUACGUUUCAGAAUUAAAUUGUACAGAUGAAAAUGCCUUGUAUUCAUUGAUAUAAAAAAUCAAUUCAACGUAAUUCCAGUGUAAAAUGAACCUAAUCCACUUUGCUAUAAGGCUCAAGUUUGUCUAUACAUCGAGAGUCCAUGUUUGUGAAAUUAGAAUCAAUAGUACUGAAUAUUGAACGUUUAAUGCAGAGCUUUAAGGUCUAUAUUACAAUACCAAUAUAAUGCUAGAAUACUUGGAAUCGAUUGUUCAGUAAAGGCGUUUGUGCAAAUCGGUAUUAUUCAAUAUUCAACUUUAAAAGCAGAGUAUUAGGUCUACUUUACCGUGAUGUUAGUGUUAGAAAGCAUAGAAUCGAAUGUAUAGUAAAAGUGUUAGUGCGAUGGGGUAUUACUGAAUAUUAGACUUUAAAUGCAGCGGUAUUAGAUCUAUUUUACCAUAACAAUUUAGAAAGCUUGGAAUCGAUUGUUCAGUAAAAGCGUUCGUACAAUUUGUUAUUACUGAAUAUUGAAUUUUAAUGGCAGUGAUAUUAGGUAUAUUUUACCAUAACAUUUAUAGAGUUUGAAAACUUGGAAUCGAUUGUUUAGUAAAGAAAUUUGUGCAAAGUGGUACUAUUGAACAUUCAGCUUUAAGUGCUUGUGUAUUAGGUAUAUUUUACCAUGACGUUAGUGUUGAACAAGAAUCGAUUAUUCAAAAUGGCGUUUGUGCACAUCAGUACUAUUCAAUAUUCAACUUUGAAUCUGUGUUAUUAGGUCUAUUGUACCAUGACGUUGUAGUGCUUGGAAACGACUGUCUAGACUUUUGUGCAAAUCGGUUGCAUUGAAUAAAAAACGUUAAGAGCAGUGGCAUUAGGUGUAUUUUACAAUGGCAUAGAAUUUCCAGAAAGAGUAUUUACAAGCCGCACGGUGAAGCCGGUGAAACCCAUAUACAAUGCACACUUUCCGCGCGCGUCCCCUUGAUGACGCAUAAUGUUGUCUUGUAUUUCAAGAUAUGCGUAAUUUAUACAACAAUUGCGUAAAUUAAUAUCAAAAUAGACGAAUAAUCAAUAUUUACCUAUAAAAAAUACUCCAUUUUAUUUCUUUAGUUUUGUGACCAGUUUUCAAAAUAAUUAAAACGCUAUUUUUCAAGUAAUGUUGGAAAUCAUUGAUGCGAUCCUUUAUUUACUGACUUGAGAAAAGAGAGAGAGAAAGAAACUCGUUUUUGAAUUCGUAUUUGGAAUGACUGCAUCACUGCCGUGUUUUGUGCCUAUUAUUCUUUAAUCUGUUUCAAUCUCAGACCAAUUAUAGAAGGACCUGUAUCCCACUCAUAGUCACGAACAAAAUUAUCUGUCAUUUUCUGAAGAAAACGAGCUUAGAUUUGGUAUAAAUCUUAUACUAAACUAGAAGUUUUUUCCCGUUUUUUACACAAUUCAAUUACACAAAAAUAUAUUUUUACGGAGCUCUUUAACCGACGAACACGAUAACAACUAUUUAACAUCGACACUAUAGAGACAGUUUCUAUAAUCACAUUAGAUCGUUGAUCAUAUACUUUGACAGAAAAGUAACGUCUAGCGAGGCAGGUCCUAUACAAUAAUUGGUCUGAGGUUUCAAUAUAAAAUUGAAACUCACUAGAAGCACAUGAAGUCUAAUCGACUGAUACUACUAUUACGUGUUUCGAGUAUCACUGCGUGUUUAAAUUGGAACCUGUGGUUAUAUGCUAGUACAUCGAAGAUUCUAAAGCUUUAUUAUACUGAUAAAUAAGAACUUUUAUGAUAGUAUAAAAGUGUACGUAAAUUAUAGUAGAUGUACCUACUAUAUGUACUACAAUAAUUCAUGUAUUAAGGUCUUUAUGACAAUCGGACAAAAUACGAAUUGUGAUGUGAUGAUGCAACAGUUAGAAAGGCAAUUUAUUAUUUGCUGCUCUGUACUUGCCUAUGCUGUACCAUAGAGUAACCAUGGAACGCAACUAUAGAGUAAGGACCAUGCUGGCUUUGGGAGGUAGCAAACAACGAUAAUCCCCUAUCUUCUAAGUAUUAAACGUAAAAAGGAACUAACUAAGGCUGGACUGAAAAACUUGCACCUUUAAUAAAAUCGCAAAGGACUACUUAGGCCAUUCUCUAAAUCCAAUAUUGUACAAAACCUAUUGCAAAGACUAAUAUCUCAAUGUACUGAAUGGGUUCGAGUUUAGUUCAUGGAACCCUGUCAUUUUGACUGGAACCCUUUUGUAGGUGCCAUUCGUGCCUUUUUGUAUGGAGCGUUUUUUUUUAUCCGUGGCAGCGCCGCAAAAUUGGCCCUUUAAUCCCAAUAUCUCCGAAAAUCCCUAUAGCUCCGAAAGUAAUGAUCGCAGAUAUCUUGUUACUUCUACAAAAUUAUUUUACUAUAAACCCUCAUUCGCACGAGAGUUUUUUAACGUAUGUUAAAAAAACGUUCAGCUACAACAAAUGCAUUCCCAAGUAAACAAGACGCAGUUUUUAACACACGACUCUCUUUUUUUUUUGUCGAGCUGUGUUGCAUUUUCAAUUUUGGCCGUUGGAAAUAGACCUUCAUUUAACUUCAUGCUAUAUUUAAACGCUUUUUUAACGUCCGGUAAAAAAGCUCUCGUGUGAAUGAGGGCUUUAUUACAUUAAUUUACAAUUUAAAAAACUGUCGUCAUCCCUAUUGGCUACCGUACUGACCUACGGUAAAAGCGUGGACUGAAAAACUUUCAACUUUCAUAAAAUAAGGCAAGUCUCGCUAUCGCAGGUAAAAAACUAAUGGUUCGUCAUAUUUGAUUUUUUAUAUCAAUACUUAUUUGUAGUAUGAGGGUGUUUAUAAACGGGCUAUACAAAUCGUAUCUUGCGCCAUAUAUGCUGAGAACUGAUCACCAAUAUGUAAAAUAACUAUGCAUGUAUAGUAUACGCCAAACAUCUAGUCUGCUUUGAAGCUGCAACUCGUCAAACUGUCAAGUAGCUUGCGGACUAGAAGUUUGGCGUUAGUUAGGAUUCUUUAAGUGGUACUAAAGUCUGAUCAGAUUGACCUCUUAAAAACCAAGUAUAUAUUAGAUUUUAGUUGAUUUGAGAAUUUAGUUUGCUAUUCCUAUUCCUUUUUAGUCGUAUCUGAAAGGCGUCGCAUAAAUUAGUCUGUUUUUUGCAAAUAGUAUCAAGAUACAUUUAUUAUUGAUUGUUAUUUAUUGCAAAGAAAUCAUUACAUAAAUGAAGAAAAUUUGAUUUAUUUGAUAACUUGUGCCAAACCGUAGCUGUUAUUGAUUCAGGACAAACAUAUGGUGAUGCAAUCAAGUGGUAUUUAAGCAAGAAGUUGCAAUAUUAUUGCAUCUAGAAAUUGCUGUAGAACUAGCCCGUUUGUAAAUGCUUUUGUAAACAUUUAUGUUUUUAUAAAUUGUUUUAAACAGGCGGGUACACAGAGCUUGAGUGUCUAUGAAUAAGCCGUAAAGCAGACAUUGAAAAUAUUAAACACGUCAUUAGAUGGUUGGAACACGGAUAGAGGAUGAGAGAAAGGAGAUUAACUAAAGGGAAUUAUUAAGUCGACGGUAAAUGGAAAUGUGGGAAAGCCAAGACGGACAUUCCUGGACUGGAUUUUAGGCGGUAAAACCAAAAAUUGUUCGUAGGUACUCGACUAAAAUACUAAAGUAGUCCGAACUAGGCAUUAGAGACUAUAUUAGGACAGUAAUAUGUAACCAUGUGUACACACUGGGUUAAAACAAUUUAUACUUAUAAUAUACGAUUGCAAGACUGCAAAUAUAUUUUGGGCAUAUUUUUAUUGGUCGAUAUUUCAUGCUAAUCGAUAAUACCAUACAAUACACAAUGUUGGGAAUUAUCGAUCAAUGAAAAUACUUCCUAAGUAAAUUAAACAUAAUAUUUGUAUGCAAUAGGAUAGGUUAUAAAGGCCCAUAUGCAUUAUCUUGCAUAGCAGACCACAUUUAGAUCGUAAAAUGAGGGUGUACAAGUCCACGUUAUACGUGUACGAGUUACAGACAUUUAAUGAAAGAUGAAAGAAAUGUUCGAUACUUCCUUUCGAAGUAAGAAGUAAUUAAUUAUUUGUUUAAUGUAAAACGUGCGAAUUUCUUAUUUUAUUAUGCCUGUAAAUAUUCUUUUAAAAUUUAGGUGCCUACAUAAACUUUUAUUCAAGGCAUUUACAAAGUAUAGCUGUUCUGGAUUGUUAUGCAAGAUAUUGAGUAUGCUCCUUUAUGAUGCCACAGCGUAGUUGUGCUACGGGUAAUUUCAUGAACAAUACUUGGUAUAUAGAUACAGACCUUAAUAGGCUAGGUGAAAAUUAUGAAAGUAACAAUAAAACUGGUUCAAUUGUUAUUUCAUUUAUUUUUUCAUUCACCAAUACCUUCUUUUAAACCAAAUUAUUGAUACUGAUUUCAAAAUGUACAUUUGACUUUUUGUUAAGGCUGCAGAACCAGUAGGUAAAGUUCGUGGCUGUUUGCCUUCCCAUAUACAUGCUGACAAAGGCAAAGGCAAAGGAUAUUAAGCAAAGUUUGAUGUUUAGAAUCCUAAGAAAGCUAGCUGUUGACUGUCAUAAAUAAAAAUAUAUAUGAGAAGAAAUCUAGCUAUAAGAAAUUUUGCCGCAAACGUUUGCUUUUUUUAUAAAGCUGCAUUGGGCAAAUGACUUUCAUAAAUAUAUAGAAAUGAAAACUGGCUGUCAGAAAUACUGCGGAUCCAUUAGGCAAUCCGUUUGCCUAAUGGGUCCACUUGAUCAAUACGAUUAAUGUAGCCAAACAUCGAGUCUGCUCUGAACACGAGGCGCAUAUAUGGGCAGUAUACAACAUCAUAUCCCGACGGGUGUUAACUUAGCAGUUCUGCAUGUUGCAACUUCAUAGCGGACUUGAAGUUUGACGCUUACUAUACCAGUGAUAACAGCGCUUGGCUAUAACAUGCGUUUGGAUAUAACGGUAUAGUUUCUUCGACAUCGUUUAUAGACUGCGCCUUUGUUUAAUCAUAUUUUUUUACAACUAAAUUAUAUUCCCGCUUUAAUAAUUAUUUUUGUAUAGAAUCUUUUUUUUUUUUUUAAAUAUUGCUUUAGCAAAUUGUAGGGCAUGUCUGUAAAAGUUAAUAAUAUAAUUAAUAUUAAUGAAUAAAUGAUGCAAUAAGACUUUUUUAUUGUAUUACGGUAUUAGGUGUAUUUAAAUUACUGUUAGUUUUAAAUUUUAUUUAUGCCUAUCGAUAUUCGAUUGUAAAUUGAAUACUAUUAUAAAUUCCAAAUCAAUUUGUUUGGAAAGUUGAAGAAAUAAGUGAAUUUAAUUUAAUGUAUUAUGCUAUGAUUUAUGAAGGUAGGUAUUUAUAGGUAGGAGAAGGGAGUUUCUAAAAAUACAAUAAUAUAUUCACAGGCAUUUGCGUUUUAGCUUAACAGUGCAGAUAUGAAAAUUGUAUGGUCCUAGUUUCAUAUCUCAUUAUUGAACUAUUUAUUAUAAUGUAUAUGUUAUUUGCUUGGUAGGUCAGGAGGCUUAAGAUGAUGAUAAUAUACUCAGAGGCACAAUUAUCCGCCCACUUUAAUAUGACGCGAUUAUAUUAAAGUGGUUGGAUAAUAUUGUGCAUCUGAGUAUAUAAAUAAAUUUCUUUUACGUUACGAGGGAAUUAAAGACGACAUGUAAGGAAGUCAAAUUUAUUUCAUAAUUUUAAAGAAUAUUAUCCAUAUUUCACACGCCUAUUUCAAAGUUUCACAUUUAUCGAAAAAGCGUAGGUUCUACCAAUCAUAAAUACAUGUUGAUGAUAUCGUGUCAUCUUCAACAAAAUAUACUCAGAUGCGCAUUUAUCCGCCCACUUUAAUAUACUCGCGUCAUAUUAUUGUGCCUCUGAGUAUAUAUAAUAAUUAUAUACUCUGAUACUCUGUGGAAUGGCAAAAAGUCUGUGAAUAUGUUUGUGGUAGUAUUAAAGUUGACAAAUUGGUUUGGAACAAGGUACGUUUAACAAGGCGGGGUGAUAUAAUGUAAACAAACUGACAAUACCGUCGGUCUAGAUGUAAUAUCUCGUAACUAACAAUUAUGUAAGUGACCACCACGUACCACGUAAGUGCAUUAUCUUAGAGAACACGGUACUCCAGUAAUUUACUCUUAAAAAAUUUCGUACAAUUUCUUAAUCAAUUAUUUCAAACAUUUAAUGAUUUCUCUUUAACUGUAGGUACAGAACUAACUAACAACAUUCCACAUAAAUAUCAUGCACAUUCAAUUCAUACUCUUAUGUACAAAGAAUCUUAUCAUCAUGAUAUAACUUUAAGUGAAUUCGAUCCAUGUAGUCCUAAUGAAGUAAAAAACAUUAUCAACAACUUAGACACCAAUACAAGUGCGGGUAUCGAUGGAAUCACCUCAAAAUCACCUUGAAAUGCCUUAAAAAUGUAAUUGCCUCAAGUCUCGCAAAUUGUAUUAACAAGUGUCUCACAGACGGGGUUUUUCCUGAUAGCUUGGAAAUUGCAAAAGUCACUCCAAUCCAUAAGGCUGGGUCAAAAUCCGAUCCCAGCAAUUACAGACCCAUAUCAGUAUUGCCCGUAGUCUCUAAAGUUUUUGAAAGAGUUAUAUAUAACAGAUUAAAUAAAUAUUUAAAUGAAAAAAACUUUUUGAUUGAACAGCAAUAUGGGUUUAGGCCAAAAUCCAAUACAAUAUGUGCAGCAAUUGACGUAGUUACAAAAGUAAAAACUAAUAUAGAUAGAAAUCAUGUGUGUUAGGAGUUUUUAUAGACCUAAAAAAAGCAUUCGAUACUGUAAGCCACCCAAAGCUCUUACAAAAACUAGCUAAUAUCGUUGUUCUUGGGACUGCACUAACCGUUUUUGCCUCUUAUUUCAAUAAUCGUAAACAAAUAGUACAAAUAUCUAAAAAUAAUUCCUAAUGCGUAACUAUCGCAUGUUUUUCGUGUAUAUUGUGCAUGCACUUCCAACUUUUCAGUUGAUGUGCAUUUUAAGAAAUUAAAUAUCAAACGGUGAAGGAAAAACAUCGUGAGGAAACCUGUAUACCAGAGGCUAUUACUAUUGGCCUAAACCCUCGCGUUUUGAGAGGAGACUCGAGCUCAGCAGUGAGCCGUAUAUGGGUUGAUAAUGAUGAUAUUGUGGCAAGGGCUCGCUUUCGUUACGUAGGUACGCGCGAAAUUUGUUCCGGUAGGAAAAUAACAAGCGUUUGCGUCAUUUAAUGUAUUUUAUAUCGAUUUCAUGCAUUCGGUUUUCCGAAUAUGGAAAACGGAUUCGGAAAACGAAUACGGAAAACGAGUGUAUGCGGCCGGCCUAAGGACAGAGUGGCAGUUUGAUACUGUGACGGUCGCGUAACGUAAACGCGAAUUUCUAAGGAAUUGAAACAGCGCCAUCUAGUGGCGCUACUGCACAACAGUUUCAAUUCCAUAUAAAUUCGCGUUUACGUCAACGCGAUAGUAACCGUAUGAAAACAUUGAAAACUCCCACUAGGUACACAGAUAGCUGUACCAGUAACUCGCUUUAGUAUGUAACUUAGUAACGGUCACGUUGUUUACAUGUGUCUUGCCUCGUUUAACGUACUAUAUACAUAAAUAGUUGGAUGGUUUUAUCAGAGAUGGCUCUUUAUUUAUACCCGGGAACAUAUAAACUGUAAUGAUGUAAAGUUAGUUGACUCUUUAUAACACAAAAGAGACGGCACUUAUGAGAGAGAUGAAAUAUAAAACCAAUGUUAUUAAUAUGGCAGUUUUAUUUAAUACUGGCUGACGUUUUAUAACUUUACCCAUUAACUAGGUUAUUAACAUUUUUAU